Molecule: messenger RNA, 733 nt
Organism: Cryptomeria japonica (Japanese cedar)
Lineage: Eukaryota; Viridiplantae; Streptophyta; Pinopsida; Cupressales; Cupressaceae
Product: cytochrome b5
Exons: 3
Coding region: 78-461 (127 amino acids)
Cellular component (GO): intracellular membrane-bounded organelle; membrane
Molecular function (GO): heme binding
Source: RefSeq, a predicted model, not a curated record
UAUAAAGCUAGACGGUAUGAACAAAUGAAAGAACGUCGUCUGUGAUUGGUUUGUUUUGGUUCAGGGCAGAGGGGACGAUGGCCAAGGUUUACUCAUUCGAGGAGGUCUCCUCCCACAAUACCCAAAACGACUGCUGGAUCAUCGUCAACUCUAAGGUAUAUGAUGUGACAAGUUACUUGGAAGAGCAUCCUGGUGGAGACGAUGUCCUGCUGUUAGCAACUGGUAAAGAUGCGACAGAGGAUUUUGAGGAUGCUGGACAUAGUACAGAUGCAAGGGAAAUAAUGGAAAAAUAUUAUGUUGGAGAGAUUGAUACCUCGUCGUUCCCAAAGCUAACGUCUAAGCCAGUCCCUGGCCAUUCUCCAAAGCCCUCUGACACUGCAACCAAAAUUUUGCAUUUUGUAAUUCCGGUGGCCAUUGUGGGAGUUGCUGUACUAGUUUGCUUUUAUAUUAAGAAAAGAUGAAAUUUAACUGCAUAGCACUAUCAGGCAUUAAUCAUUUAUAAUUCUAGGUUAAUCAUUGCGAAAUAUGUUUCCUUUCUUGGAGGCUUUGCCAAGGAGCAAGAUUUUUCGGAACAACACGAUGCGUUUGAAAUAAAUCAAUAGUAUUCAGGUGAAAAUGGGGUCUGUUAUUGAAUUGCUUAUUUUACUUCUACAUAAGCCAAAAUACAUAUGGCAGUUGUUUCCCAAAAUGCCACCUUUGCUGAAAAUAACUAAUGCAAGAUUAUAUUUCCUCC